UAUGACUGACAUCUGGGCCCCACUACUGAUUCCCCCACUGCCCCAGCGGCCUCGCGCUGGCCCCUCAGUCCUCACUCCUCCCUCCUUGCAUUCACCGGCGUUGCUCGGCGAGUCCGUACACCGGCGGCGACAAGGGGCGUCCUCUGAACAAGGCAACAAGAUUCCCGAGGAGAGAAUGCUACCAGCAAGCAUUGAAAUACUUACAACUGUUGGGCAGAUCAUUCCAACACCAACGUAAGUUGCAGAGAAAUUAAAGUAGAAGCUGCAAGGAUAUAAAACAAUCUCAUGAUUAAUUAGAUUUUUAUACUAUACGCUUCCCAAAAAACAUGUAUGACUUUAGAAUGAUUUUUCGUUUGUGUUAGUGUUUCUACAAGGAUGUCUUUAAAAAGAUACUUUGCAUAGUUUCAUUGCACAUAUAAUUGCUAGUUUGCUGGUAACAUACACAUCAAAUUCGAUUUUACCCCCUCGUAUUUUUUAAUUGUUUGCCUAUUCCUUACCCUCUUUUGUAUGCUUUGAGUCCAAACGUCGGGAUCGAAGCAAGUCCACAGUUAGGUCCACCUGUGUAAAACCAUUGAAAAAUGUUCCAGCACAGGCUUCCUGUGAAGGAUUGAAGCAUGACAGACACUUGCCUCCUACGCUCGAAAAGUGCAGAAAUGGGCAAUUAUCAUUACCUUCGUCAUCGGAAUAAUGGCAAACAAGCCAACAAAGCUUAUGAGUAAAUAGAAGACUAUUAAUUUUCCUAGACUUGGUACACUGAUGUUUAUGUCGUCCUGUCUAGCUUUGAUGUCCACUGCUUCUCUUGAACUCAUUGAGAGCAAGAACGAUCCAAAACCACCUGAUAACAUGCUAGAGGCUCAUGGAACACAUCGAAUCUCCAUAAUAUGUGCGUCCAUAUCUUAAGGAGAAUUAGACUUAGCAUGGCUGCUGGGAUGUUGAGAGAUGGCACCACCCCAGUCAUGAAGACAAGAUUCAUGCCCACACUACUUAAGAUGGUGCCAAGUAAUAUGCUUGCCACCACUGAUCGCACGGUGAUCUGCUCAGUCCAUGCUCGAACCGGCUCUCCUUCAAAUGCGCGCUCUGUUGAUGGGCCCUCUCUUGGAUCACCAACUGGCUCCAUGCUUUCUCCCUUUCCUCUCUCCAACAAAUUGCAUAUGACAACUUGUCAGAGAGAGUUUGAGGGAUGCAUGUAAGGGUGGAAGAUUGUCCUCAGACGCCGAUUGCUCAAGCUGAUCUUCAGAAUUUUGAUUGGCUACAAAGGUUUGGCUCUUUAUAGAGAGAAUGAGGUCGCAGGUUGGGUUGUUGCAGCUGGUUGCAUUGAGGGACAAUUCUAACCAUACAAUGUUGUGGAAAUUAGAAGAUUAAUCCCACGAAGAAACGAAACACCACUAUAAAAAAGGCAAGCUAAAGAUAGUUUCAAGGUUGCAAAUGCGAACACCCUAUACUUAGAAGGAACAGUAGUCCUUAAUUAACUACCAUGCUCCCUAUAAAAGCCUUCUCUCCCCUUCUCUCCAAUUGCAUCGAGCAUUUGAUUCUGUGUGUAUGUCUUGGUUUUAACCAAGACAUACACACAGAAUCAAAUAAAUAGUUAAACCUUACUGUUCCAUCAAGAGCAACUAAUCGGUCCCCCACAAUGGAUCAUGUCAACGAUCCCCAGGAAGGCAUCUCAACAGAACGUGCCUUUGAGGCUGAUCCCAUCUCAUCGCUGUCGGAGACCAUCACCUUACGGUCAUUGGUGGUUAGCCUCAUCCUUGGUGCAUCCCUCAGUGCCGUCGCCAUGAAGAUCAGCCUAAACUCAGGCUUCCUCCCACCACUCACCAUCCCAGCCGGCCUCAUUGGUUUUUACCUCUCUCGUGCAUUAAUCCGUAUUCUUGAUUACUUUGAGGUGGCACACCUGCCAUUCACCCGGCAAGAGAACACUGUCAUCCAAACCUGUGUCGCCGCCUGCUCCGCCAUUACAUUUAGUGGAGGGUUUGGAACAUACAUUCUCGCAAUGGGCAAGGAAGCAGCUGGAGGGGAUGUCGGGGAUGGAAAGAAUAUUGUCGAGCCCAGCAUUGGCCGGUUGAUCACUUUCCUCUUCCUCGUCAGUUUUUCUGGAAUGUUCAUCCUCAUGCCCUUCAGGAAGGUCAUGAUCAUUCGACACGGGUUGACAUACCCUAGUGGCAUGGCCACAGCACAACUUAUCAAUAGUUUCCAUACCCCUCAAGGCGCCAACAACGCAAGGCAACAAGUGCACAUGCUGUUCAGAUCAUUGGGGGGGACCAUAUUCUGGAAUGCAUUCCAGUGGUUUUUCACUGCUGCAAAGGGCUGCGGCUUCAGAGCCUUCCCAGUGUUUGGCCUCGAGGCAUAUAAGCAUGGAUUCUACUUCGACUUCUGCAUGACCAAUAUCGCCAUCGGCAUGCUAUGCCCAUACAUAAUCACCGUCUCCUUGUUCAUCGGGAGUGUUAUCUCAUGGGGGAUUGUUUCGCCAUACAUUGCAGCAAAGGAGGGGAUCUGGUACACUACUGACCUUAGCACGGCAACCCUCAGCAACAUGAAGGGAUAUAAGGUUUUCAUUGGAGUGUCCAUGAUACUCGCCGAUGGCCUCUUCAACUUCAUGUCGAUCAUGUUCUGCACAUUGUGCGCCAUGUACAAGAGGCGCAGGCAGCCAAUGCAGGGACAAGAUCAUGACAGUGAUGAUGAUAGUGACAUGCAGUUGCCGUUCCACAGCCUCAAUGCUGCUGAGCAGCAGAAGACGAUGCAGAGCUUUGACGACCGGCACAGGGCACAGGUGUUUGUCCGGGACCAUAUACCAAACUGUGUUAGCAUUCUCUGCUACAUCCUCCUAUCGGCGCUCUGCACCAUCGCCAUCCCCUACCUCUACCCGCAGAUAAGGCCCCACCAUGUCGCCCUCAUCUACCUGGCUGCUCCGGUCUUCGCCUUCUGCGACGCCUAUGGUUUUGGCGUGACUGACAUGAACCUGUCGAGUACCUACGGCAAGCUGGCUAUGCUCCUCGUUGGCUCGGUCGUGGGCUGUAACAAUGGCGGUGUGAUCGCUGGCCUCGUCUCCUGCGGGAUCGUGAUGGCGACCAUGUGCAACAGUAACAACCUGAUGCAGGAACUCAAGACUGGGUAUCUAACCCUAACCUCGCCGCGCGCGGUGUUCAUCAGCCAGGCCAUCGGCACGGGGCUCGGGUGCGUCAUCAACCCGGUCAUGUUCUGGGCCUUCUACAAGGCGCAGGACGGUGACACCAACCUCUUCGACGCGCCCUACGCCCGGGUGUACCGCGGCAUCGCCAUGCUGAGCGCUGGCGGGAAGGGGCUGCCCCUGCACAGCCUGUGGCUCUGCAAGCUCUUCUUCGCGCUGGCGCUGGCGCUGAGCGUGUUCCGGGAUGUGGCCGCACGGAAGCAGUGGCGCGUGGCGCCGUACAUGCCGAGCACCAUCUGCGUGGCCAUCGCCUUCGUGGUGCCCGCGCGCAUGCCCAUCGACAUGUUUGUGGGCAGCCUGGUGAUGUACCUGUGGAGGCACGCCGACUCCGGCAAGGCGCCGGCGUUCUCGGCGGCGGUGGCAUCGGGGAUGAUCUGCGGGGAUGGGCUCGGGAACCUGCUGUCGUCGAUGGUGGCGCUGACGCACGUAACGGCGCCCAUGUGCAUCAAGUUCGUGUCGAGCAGUGAAAAUGUCAAGUUGGACGCCUUCCUGGCUACACUGACUAGGACAUAGCUUCUUCUUCUUGGGAUCUUUGUAAAUUUUCCGUAGGGAAGACCGUGGCGUAGUUGCCGUGUUGUAUCCACUUGUAAUUGAGUUAAUUUCAGUCUGAAUUUACAAGUGAAUACAUGCAAUUUUUCA
This is a messenger RNA of Panicum virgatum (switchgrass), 3823 nucleotides long. RefSeq names its product probable metal-nicotianamine transporter YSL7. Gene Ontology annotation, molecular function: oligopeptide transmembrane transporter activity. The record is from RefSeq and is a predicted model, not a curated record. Gene Ontology annotation, cellular component: membrane. Lineage: Eukaryota; Viridiplantae; Streptophyta; Magnoliopsida; Poales; Poaceae. The transcript is spliced from 8 exons. Bases 1631 to 3697 code for a protein of 688 amino acids.